Malurus melanocephalus (red-backed fairy wren) is the source of this 2468-nucleotide messenger RNA. RefSeq names its product ATP binding cassette subfamily B member 8 (gene ABCB8). The transcript has 16 exons. Gene Ontology annotation, molecular function: ATP binding; ATP hydrolysis activity; ABC-type oligopeptide transporter activity. Lineage: Eukaryota; Metazoa; Chordata; Aves; Passeriformes; Maluridae. The record is from RefSeq and is a predicted model, not a curated record. Bases 1 to 2403 code for a protein of 800 amino acids. Gene Ontology annotation, cellular component: membrane. Gene Ontology annotation, biological process: transmembrane transport.
AUGGCCACACCGGCAGCGGCCCCCGGCGAUCGGCGGGAGUCGAGGGGGGCCGGUGUGCGGUCCGAGCUCCGCUGCAGAGUCCCGGUGCAGGUUCGGAGGGUCCGGAGGCAGCCCGGGGAGGAGCGGGGGUGCCGGGACCAGGGUUUGGAGGGCUCGGGCGCGGAGCCCGGGGAAGGGCCCGAGGUGCGGGAGAGGGACCGGYACGGGUCGGGGCCGGCGCAGGGCCCGAGCGCGGUGUUGGGGCUCCGCCCGCCCGGGACCGCCCCCGGGCCCUCCCCGGGCCCGCCCCUGUGGCCCGGUACCGCCCCCGGUGCCGCCCCGGUUCCGCCCCCGGCCGGUGCCGCCAUGCCGCUACCGGUGUUGCUGCUGAGGGCAGCKGGUGCUUGGACCCGGCUCCGACUGCCCUCCGCCCCGGGGCACAGUUUCAGGUAUGGGGGGCGCCUGGGGCUGGCCAGGCUCCCCCGGCUGCCCCCCACGCCCCCGGCCCUCCCGGCCCCCCGUCGCCUGCUCCUGGCCGGCUCGGCCACAGGCUGCGUGGUGCUGGGGCUGCUGGGCACGGCUGCGCGCUGCCAGGAGGCCGCUGUCUCCGCGGUUCCCGCUGGUGUCCCUGAUGCUCCCGAGCCUGCAGAGUCCCCCACGGAGCCCGUCUUUGACUGGCCGCUGUUCUGGACCUUCCUGCGCCCGCAGCUCCUGGCACUCUCUGCUGCCAUCGUGCUGGCUCUGGGCGCGGCCCUGCUCAACGUGCGCAUCCCGGUGCUGCUGGGGCAGCUGGUGAAUGUGGUGGCCCGGUGUGCCCGCGGCCACAUUCCCACGUACCUGCGGGAGGUGCGGCGCCCAGCCCUGCGCCUCCUCACCGUCUACUGCCUGCAGGGCCUGCUGACCUUCGGGUACAUUGCACUGCUGGCCCGCGUUGGCGAGCAGGUGGCUGGCAACAUGCGCAAGGCGCUCUUCAGUGCCCUGCUCAGGCAGGAGGUGGCUUUCUUUGAUGCCACACGUACGGGGCAGCUGGUGACACGGUUGACAGCUGACAUUCAGGAGUUCAAGUCUUCCUUCAAGCUGGCCAUCUCCCAGGGCCUGCGCAGCGGCACCCAGACCGCCGGCUGCUUCGUGUCGCUGUACCUGCUCUCGCCCAAGCUCACAGGGCUCCUGCUCGUGGCACUGCCAGCGCUGGUGGGCGCYGGGGCCUUCAUUGGCGCUUUCCUCCGCAACCUCUCCCGCCAGGCACAGGARCAGGUGGCCAAGGCCACUGUGGUGGCCGACGAGGCGCUGGGCAAUGUGCGGACAGUACGCGCCUUCGCCAUGGAGGAGCAGCAAGCACGGCUGUUCUGUGUCGAGGUGGACCGUGCCGGAUAUCUGARCGAGCGGCUAGGGCUUGGCAUCGCCGCCUUCCAGGGGCUCUCCAACUUGGCACUCAAUGGCAUCGUCCUGGGAACCAUCUUCGUCGGUGGCUCCCUGAUGGCUGGAGAUGAGCUCUCGCCUGGUGACCUCAUGUCCUUCCUGGUGGCCUCGCAGACAGUGCAAAGGUCCUUGGCCAACAUGUCCAUCCUUAUGGGCCAGGUGGUGCGAGGUCUGAGCGCUGGUGCCCGCGUCUUUGAACUGCUGACACUGGAGCCCUCUGUGCCACUGCACGGGGGAGACUCCAUCCCUGCCCACUCCCUCCGCGGACGCAUCUGCUUUCACAAAGUCUCCUUCAGUUAUCCCACCCGGCCUGGCUACCCCGUCCUGCAGGACUUCAGCCUCACCCUGCCCCCCUACCAGACUGUGGCCAUCGUGGGGCCCUCUGGAGGAGGGAAGUCGACGGUGGCGGCGCUGCUGGAGCGGUUCUACGAGCCCACGGCAGGGACCAUCACCCUGGACGGGCGUGACAUCGCCAGCCUGGACCCCUCCUGGUUGCGGGGGCAGGUCAUCGGCUUCAUCAGCCAGGAGCCAGUGUUGUUUGGCACAACCAUCAUGGAGAACAUCCGCUUUGGGAAGCCAGAAGCCUCUGAUGCCGAGGUGUACGAGGUCGCCCGGCUCGCCAACGCUGACGACUUCAUCCGCAGCUUCCCUGAGGGCUACGACACCAUCGUGGGUGAGCGUGGCACGGCGCUGUCGGGGGGGCAGAAGCAGCGCAUCGCCAUCGCCCGCGCGCUGCUCAAGGACCCGACCGUGCUCAUCCUGGACGAGGCCACGAGCGCGCUGGAUGCGCAGGCGGAGCGGGCAGUGCAGGAGGCUCUGGACCGUGCAGCCAGCGGCCGCACCGUGCUGCUCAUCGCCCACCGCCUCAGCACCAUCCGCAGCGCGCACCUCAUCGCCGUGUUGGCCCACGGCCGUGUGGUCGAGGCAGGGACUCACGAGGAGCUGGUGCGACGGGGGGGUCUCUACGCCGAGCUCAUCCGACAGCAGACCAAGGAGGGGUCUUGAGGGGGCUCCCCCACUGUUCCCCAAUAAAGCGGGGGUGGAAGGCGGACUGGGAGCUUCUUUUUUUG